Messenger RNA from Phragmites australis (common reed), 342 nucleotides. RefSeq names its product cytochrome c-like. The transcript has a single exon. Lineage: Eukaryota; Viridiplantae; Streptophyta; Magnoliopsida; Poales; Poaceae. The record is from RefSeq and is a predicted model, not a curated record. Bases 1 to 342 code for a protein of 113 amino acids. Gene Ontology annotation, biological process: mitochondrial electron transport, cytochrome c to oxygen; mitochondrial electron transport, ubiquinol to cytochrome c. Gene Ontology annotation, cellular component: mitochondrial intermembrane space. Gene Ontology annotation, molecular function: heme binding; electron transfer activity.
AUGGCUUCGUUCGGUGAGGCCCCCGCAGGUGACGUCGGCAGCGGCGAGAAGAUCUUCCGGACCAAGUGCGCUCAGUGCCACACGGUGGAGCGCGGCGGCGCGCACAAGCAGGGGCCCAACCUGCAUGGCCUCUUCGGGCGCCAGUCCGGCACCACCCUCGGCUACGCCUACUCCACGGCGAACAAGAACAUGGCCGUCGUCUGGGAGGAGGGCACCCUCUACGACUACCUCCUCAACCCCAAGAAGUACAUCCCCGGCACCAAGAUGGUCUUCCCGGGGCUCAAGAAGCCCAAGGAGCGCACAGACCUCAUCGCCUACCUCAAGGAAUCCACCAUCGCUUGA